Messenger RNA from Racocetra persica, 928 nucleotides. The record is from the annotation of a GenBank genome assembly. Lineage: Eukaryota; Fungi; Glomeromycota; Glomeromycetes; Diversisporales; Gigasporaceae.
CCAUUACAAAACUUUCCGAAUUUGAUGGUCGAACUUGUGGGACUUAGUAUAUCAGUAAGACGUGUAGAAAAGUUUUUAAAUGAGAUUGAUAUUCAAAAAGACACUUCAGUUUCCAGUUCAUACACCAAACCUGUAGUUGGUUUUAGUGGUGUUGAUAUUUCUUGGAGUCAUGAUACGAAUAUCCGGGAUCCCAAUGAUUUCUCACUGAGGGAUAUGAAUGUAGAUUUUCCAAUUGGAAAAUUAAGUAUUGUUUAUGGCCCAAAAUCUUCUGGGAAAACACUUCUUUUUCUCUCGCUUCUUCGUGAAACAUUCUUAUUACGUGGUGUUAUUAAUUUUCCCUCAAAUUCAGUCGCUUAUGUUCCGCAACAAGCAUGGUUAGAAAAUACAACUAUUCGAGAUAAUAUAUUAUUUGGUUCCAAUUUUGUAGAAGAACGUUAUUGGAAUAUCGUUGACGCUUGUUGUUUACUUAAGGAUUUUGAAAAUAUGGAUGAAGCAGAUUUUACUAAGUGUGACGAAAAAGAUCUAAUAUUAAAAGAUGACCAAAAGGCUCGUAUAGCACUCGCGAGAGCGUUAUAUAGUUCCGCACAAAUAUUGCUUUUGGAUGAUUUUUUGUCAACUAUGGAUUCAUCAAUAGCACAUCAAAUUAUUGAGAAUUGCUUAAAAAGUCCAAUUAUUGAAGAACGGACUGUGAUAAUUGCAACAAACUAUGUUCGUCCCCUUUUAGACGUUGCUAGUUAUAUUGCAAUACUUGAUGAGGGAACUGUUAAAUCAAAAGGUACUCCUGAACAAAUACGUGGUCUUUUAAAUGAAGGAAUUCUUGGAAACGACGUAGAUAUAGAGAAAAGUCAAGAUAAAAAAUUUCGAAACUCGAUAAAUAAAACUUUUGAAAAAUAUAUCACUGAUAAGAAAAUUUGGGCAGCAGAAGAAG